Messenger RNA from Pocillopora meandrina, 19267 nucleotides. The record is from the annotation of a GenBank genome assembly. Lineage: Eukaryota; Metazoa; Cnidaria; Anthozoa; Scleractinia; Pocilloporidae.
CGAAUGGAUAAAUAACGACGCUCUUACCAGUUCAUUUGUCAGUUUCAUGAGAGACUGGUCAUGUACCUUCUAGAGUUUACAAACUCUGUUAGUAUCACUGGUUUCAAUACUUUGUACACACAAUAGUUUUCAAGUGCUAGUGAGUUUGAAGAAUGUCAAACCGCCAAGAUUCGCCCGGCGAGAAUCGUGACAAGUUCAGGUUCGCCAUCGAUCGAGGUGGGACCUUCACAGACGUUUACUCAGAAUGUCCCAACGGAGAAGUAAGAGUGAUGAAGCUGCUGUCAGUUGAUCCUGCAUAUCCUGAUGCACCUAGGGAAGGAAUAAGACGGAUUUUAGAACAGGUAAAAGUGUUUCUUUGUCCUUAAGCUAUAAAAAAGCGAGAAAUAUAACAACCUGGAUUAACUCAGCAGUCUCUAUAGGUACCAGUUAAUUUGGUCACGUGACUAGGCAUUGUGGAAGAAGAUUUAAAAACUCUGGCAGGAUUUUUAAAUUUAGCUUGAAGAGAUAACUUAAACUAGCCAAUAGUUGACCUAUUGAAGAUCAUCACGCCGUUACCAGUGCUAAUAUAAUUUAUUGCUUUAUGGUUAUUCUGUUAUAGUAGUAACGUGCGGGAAAAAAAAUGCGAGCUCCGCUUUUAGGCUUGGCUAAAUCUCUAUAUUUUACCUGGAUGGUUUUACAGACUUUUUGAUUCUAAGCUUGGUAUUUAUUUGUAUCGUUUUCUACUUUUUGAUGUUUAUUUUUACCAUGACCCGUGUCUGGUAUCAGUGACACAAACCUGUGAUUUAAAAAUAUUUUAGUAAGGAGCUUUCAAAAAUUCUUAAGACUCCUAUAGCUAGAGGAGUUGAUCAACCAUCCAUACAUAACUAAGAAUCAGGACUAGAUCAUGCCUCCUUGCAAUGAAACAAAUGUAAAUAUUUCUUUCAUUGCAAAGAAACAUCAACUACACUUUGGCAUUUGCUCUGGUGUGGGACGAACAAUUGAAACAUCAGCUUUAGAAAAUCUUGAUGGUGGACAAUUUACAUUUAUCAAUGCAGUUGAUGACACCAAAUUAUCCAUACAUGUUAAUGGUUUACAGGGUCCUGCAAAAUUUCCGCAUAGCCCCGUACUUCCUUAUGUAUUCAUAUAUGGGGAUUUAUUAUUUAGUGUAUCACCAGUAAGAUGUGGAUACAUAAUGAAGUAUAGGGCUGUGUGGAAAUUUUUCCCUUGUCUCCCCUGAAAAUUUGGGGAGCUUGUUUUAUCAUUUGGUAGAAUUCCCAAUGCUUUCAAUUAUAUGACUAAUGGAGAGUGGAUAACUGUUGUUUUUCAGGUGACAGGAGUAAAGAUGCCUGCAGAUCAGCCAAUUGAUCCAAAGUACAUUGAGUGGAUAAGGAUGGGGACCACAGUGGCUACAAAUGCUCUGUUGGAACGAAAGGGAGAAAGAAUGGCUCUGGUUAUUACUGAAGGAUUCCAUGAUUUGUUGCAUAUUGGCAAUCAGACAAGACCUAAUAUAUUUGAUUUAGUAAGUAAUCCUUUUAAAACAAGAAAAAGAAGUGUUUUCAUUUUGAGUGAAGGUUGCUAGAGGCUUUCCUAUGCCAUCAACACUUGUUUAGGCGUUUGGAAGUACAGCCAGGUGCUGGAUGACAACAACACGAUUUGAAUGUCAAAACUGCAUGAUUGCAAAACUUCCAUUGAGCCUUUCUCAACUGAAGAUUGUAGUACCUGUGCACUUAAGAUUGGAUUAAAAUUUAAAGAGAAAUUUGUUGAUAUAUGAUUUCUUACAGUUGAUGACUAAUUGCUCUUUUACAGAAAGUUAUAUGUCCAGAGGUACUGCAUGAAGAUGUUAUUGUUGUGAAAGGUAGACUGGUUUUAGAGCAAGAUGACAGUAAAAUUCAAAGACCACAAAACUGUAAAAUAGUGUCUGGAAGCACUGGGCAAAAGGUGUGUGUGGCAGAUAGCAAUGAAUUAAUUUCAGAUUUAAAAGAAAUAGUUUUAUGACAAACAUUAAAAUUGUGACUUCCCUUUUAUAAUUUACAGUUCCUCCAGAAUUCUAGUUCGGCUUCAGAAAUUCCACCAAAAUGCUUCCUUUUUUUCCUACCACUUUAACAGAAUUUCAAAUGAUUUUUCAUACAUUUGAUUGAUAUUAACAUUUGAUCGAUAUUAAAAUUUAAAUAUGAAAAUGCAAGUAAACAAGUCUGUACUUUUCUUUUUGCAUCUCGUUGGUUUGAGAUAAAUACAAGUUUUCUAAAGCAAUCCUGGAGCAUAGUUAAAAUCAAAGCAAAUACUACCUGGUUUACUAGUUAUGUCCAGUUGAAAAUAGUCCAUUUUACAGUUGUUUGGUUACCAAGCCUUUGAACAGGAGUGAGGCUAAGGGUGACCUUAUUAUAAUACAAACCUUGCUGUUUUUCAAAUAUAAAUAACUUUGUUAUCAUGUAAUCUAAAUACUGGUCUUUAUCACAACAAGAUCACCCUCAGCCUCACUCUAAAUCAAAGGCUUGGCAACUGUGCACAUAACUGAAAAAUGGCCUAUUAACCCAAUUUUUUAAAUAAGAUAUUAAAUCAUUCUUAUACACAUGAAGAAAAUGAUGGAUGCUUACUAUAUACAUCUUUCUUUGUAGCUUGAAGAGUGGGAACCUUUGGACAAAGGAAAGCUUAGAAAAGACCUACAGGUAAUCUUCUGACAGUCUAUCAACCUGAACUUUGUUAUCUGGAUCAGCUGAGAGAAUUAUCAUGUAUAAUUAUAACAAGUAUAACAAGUAUAACAUUUUUAUUAUAAGUAUAACAUCUUUAUUAUAACAAGUAAUUAUGACUGACUUUAAUAUAAUUAUUACUGAAUAGAUAUGACUAGAUACAAGUAAUAUCACUCAAAAGUAGUGGAAUCCUGCAUUUGUCAUUUCACCGACAUUAUACAAGUAAAGGUACAAAUGAAGAAAACUUGACACUUGAAGAGAAAACUAUAUUUUUUUACAGAGAGUCCUUGAUAAAGGAAUCAAGAGUUUAGCUGUUGUGCUCAUGCACUCUUACAUGUAAGUAUAUAAAUAUAUAAGUAUGUACAGCCAUUUUAUGAAGGGAUCUAUGGUUGUAAGCGGUUUCUUGGAUAUAUGUCCGCUGAAGUUACUCAAUAACUGAUAAUUCCCUGAUGGAAGUUUAAGUGUUAAUCUUACCAGGUAUUAUUUGUCACAUAUUCAGGUAUGAUGUACAUGAAAGAGAAGUUGGUGAAAUUGCCCUAGAGAUGGGUUUUGAUCAGGUGUCACUCUCUUCUACAAUAAUGCCCAUGGUUAGGAUUGUACCCCGAGGUUACACAGGUUAGUUUUCUUUACAAUAGCAAGUUACAACAGUCAUCAUUAUUUGCUCCUUUGCAUGAAGACCUUGUGGUUUCAGAAUCAUCAGCUUUUUAACAACAUAUUGAAUUUGAGUUUGAUUUACAAUGUGUAGCUUCUGCCGACGCUUAUUUAACCCCUUGUAUAAAGAAAUAUAUCAGAGGAUUUACAGCUGGCUUUCAAGAUGGCAUCCAGGUUGGUUGAUUGGUUACUGUGUGUACAAAAAUUAUAUAUAUCCAAUAAGUUUGAGAGGAAAGGUAACUUGUGCCACUGGCCAAACCUGAUGAAAAUAAGGUUCUGGGCAGGUAUAGCAUUUAGAUUUCUCUCACUGAAUGCCAGUUUACAUAUCCCUCCAGGACUUCAAUCAUUAUAAUAUCUCAUUUUAAGAAGGCUGUGUUUUUAUCCAUCCUCAGAGCAGCUUGAUGUGAAAUCACAGAGUUCAAAUAUUUCUGGGAAGGGUGGGGUGAGGAACCUUGUCUCAAGACAGGAUGGUUUAUUUGACUGUGUCAUUGUCAUGUUGUGUGUUUAAUAAUUUGCCAUUGCUUUUGAUAACAAUGUAGAUUGUGAAGCGCAGUGUUAUUUUUGUAUUACAGUAGUAAUUUAUGAUUGAUCUAUGAUUGAUCUUUUUGCAGGACAAAGUGUUGUUUAUGCAGUCUGAUGGUGGCUUGACUCCUGUGUCAAAGUAAGUGGUAAAUUAUAGAAAAGCGUGCAAUGUUUUUUUUAGUGUAUAAUUAUACUUUACCCUCUAACUCACAAGAUCUCGUGAGUAAUUCUCCUUACUGUCUGCUGUAGAGUUCUUGUGAUGUUAGCCUGGAGAAUUUGGUAUUGGGUCAACUAGUAAUCCCUAAGUUAAUAUUCUUCUUUACUCUCAUCAAUUGUCUGCUUGAUGUUAUAUUAAUAUUGUCAGGAGAAAUUCUGUCUUUGUCACUAAUGAGAACUAAAGGGUUAAGCUUUCUACCUCAACCUGAAUUAAAUGAACAGUGUCAACAAAGUUUAUAAGUCAUUGAUAUUAUUGCCAUUUUGUUGAUCAAUCAAUUAAUUAUUAUUAUUGUUAUUAAUAUUGUUAUUAUGUUGUUAUUGUCAUUUACAGUAUGUGCAGUUAAGGAAGUGAUAUCCACUGGACAUUUUAACAUGUUCCCAAUAAAUUGCACAGUAAUUUGUAAUGUGUUUUUGCAGGUUUUAUGGAUCAAGGGCCAUUUUGUCUGGACCUGCAGGUGGUGUGGUAGGUUCCAAAGUUUUAUUCAUUUGACUUUUUUUCCCAAAAGGAUAAUAAAGUUUGCUUUUUGUGCAGGUUGGUUAUGCAAUGACAACUUUUCACAGAGAGACCGAGCAACCAGUCAUUGGAUUUGAUAUGGGAGGUAAUAAAAGAAUAAAACAUUAUCAUGUUAUUUGAUCUUGAAUAGGUCUGAUAUUUUUACUGGAAAUUUGUUACAGCUAAAAUGAUGGUAAAAGUAGUGUUAAGAUUGUGUCUCUAUUUUCAAUUUAAUUAUAUCACACCAAAUGUUUGAAGAAAGAGUGCUGUCCCAAAUUGCAUUGAUUGAGAUGAUUCAGUGAGAAUUUUGUUAGUGAUGCAGUGUCUCCUAUAACAGUAAUUUGUCCUAGCCAGACUUUCUUCACAUCCUAGAUUUAAAUUUCAACAUAUUCCCAUAUAAUUCUUACCAAAGUAAUGUAAUGCCAUAGUUAAGUAUUUUUGUGCAGCUGCGUACUGGUGAGUAACUAUACAGUUUUUUUUUCUUCAGGAACAUCAACAGAUGUGUCUCGAUUUGCUGGUCAAUAUGAACAUGUGUUUGAGACAACAACAGCAGGAAUCACUAUACAGGCACCGCAGGUAUGAGGGCCAUCUAAGAAGUCAUUUAAUUUGUAGCUUGUGAACAGGUUUUUAUUGCUGUGUAUGAGUGGUGAAGCAACAAAAGGCCCAUCAAGGGAUGGGUCUGUACUGGAAAGAAUGCAACCUCUCAUUCUGCUUUAACAAGGUAGUACAACAUCCUGUAAAGCUUUCUAGCUGGUGAUGUGAUGUAAUUUUUGAUUGGUUUUGAUAAUUUUCAUUCUUUCUCAUUGUGGUAUCUCAAGAACUCUGAAUUCUGACAACCAUAGUUUCAUGUAUGAAUUGUUCUGUUAUCAAUCAGAUCUUCAUUUAAUCAAAUACUUUCAGAUAUUACUAGAAAAGGGAAAACUUAAUUAAAAGUAACAUGAUAUCAUCUGAAAUGCUGGUCACCAAACAAACUAGAGCAAGAGAUGUAUCUUGGUCUGUCUGGUACUCACACAAGUUAAUCUUUUUGGAGUCAAAACUUCAAAGUAUACAAUUAUGACAACAACUUACUCAUUGAAUUUUAAAAAGAAAAAUUGUAGUCCUUCCUUGGAAUAGUCCAUUUUACAGUUGCAUGCCAAGCCUUUGAACAGGAAUGAGGCUAAGGGUGACCUUGUUAUGAUACAAACCUCACUGUUUUUCUAAUGUCAUCAUGCUAAGUACAUACUGGUCUCUAUCACAACAUGGUCAACUUCAGCCUCACUCCAAACCAAAGGCUUGGAAACUAAGAACAGAACUGUAAAAUGGCCUAUUCAAAAACCACUCAGAGAAAUCAGUCGACUGAGUUACCAACUGAAAUUUGUUAAUAUGAACUGGUCUUGUAAGACUGUUUUUUUGUGAUAAUUGUUUUUGUAGCUGGACAUCAACACUGUGGCAGCAGGAGGUGGAUCUCGCCUAUUUUUCAGGGCGGGGCUAUUUGUUGUUGGACCUGAGUCAGCCAGUGCCCAUCCAGGACCUGUUUGUUACCGAAAAGGUAAGUUUAUGCUCACAAGUAGAACAGAAAGGAAGAACAGAUGGUUUGCUUUUUUCUCCUUUUUCUACCUGGUCUCCUUGCAAGCCAUCUUUAACCCUUUACUCCCUAACGUCAGUAUGAAUAUUCUCCAUACUACUCCCCAGACAUUUCCUAGGGUUCUGACAAGGAGAAUUUGUUCAACAAUCAAAAGCUUCUUUUGUUGGUGAUCAUCUCCUUUAUUCUCAUGACCUUAAUGUUUGAUUCAGGGGUGAUGUUGUAAGGAGAAAUUAGAUGCUAGUCACUCCUCCCCUCUCCCAUCCUCUAAGGGAACUUUGUGACUUUCUUUUCCUCUCCAUGCCUUUACCAACACCCGUCUAUGGUGACUCAUUAUAAUUGUAAUUAGCCAAGAGUUUAGAAGGCAAAGUUAAAAGAAGCAAUUUCAAAAUCUGUUAAUUUUCUUAGGUGGUCCAUUGGCUGUGACAGAUGCAAACCUAGUGCUUUGCAGGAUUCUACCUGAGUAUGACGUAUAUGCUGUUCUUUUAUGAAAUCAUAGCUUUUUUACAGAAAUUAAAAAAUUUAUGGUUUAACAAGGGUUGUCCGGAUACUCUCACUAGGAGACUAUGUAGAAAGCAGGCGAGCAAGGUGUAGUCUAGGAAGGAAAAAACGGUGAGACUCCUUCCCAGAUUUCCGCCGUCUUUAUUGAUGCCACGGGCCAGUUACAAGUUUCAGCAACUAUAAUUUCGUUGCUAAGUUUCUGCAGUAUAUUUCACGUAGCCAUAACCUUAUCACAACAGAGCUUUGUACUGAUUCGACCGGCUUCAUGUUCUAUUACAUGUAGGCAUCGAAGGGUUUAAAAUUAAGAUACUAUUGUUUAGUGGUUAAUGUUUAAUAUUUCUGUCUUCGUAACGCCCUUUUCAACAGAUUUUUUCCAAAGAUUUUCGGUAAAAACGAAGACUUACCAUUGGAUUUCGAAGGUUCUCGGGCAGCUUUUAAGAAGUUAACAGAAGAGGUAACAUACCUAUUUACAUACAUGUUUUGGUAUUACUUUCUACGAGAUAAAUGUUUUCCUUGAAGUAAGGAAAGAGUCCUUUACGCCAUUUCAAAAAGGAAACAAACACGCUAGGAAUUCUCACAGCGAACAGUUUCUUAAACAAUCAUGUAUUGUAAAAUUUAAAAGAUCCUUUGAGAUGACAGAUACCACAGCUGUCUGCUGGGAAGCAAUUAGUUGUCUUUCAGGCCGAGCUAAAGGGUGCGGGAAUGUUUGCAAAAAAGUCUUUGGAAAAUCGGAAGUUGUAGAAGAGGAACCUUUUGAUGGCCAUUUCCAUUUUUCGAAAUUUUAGCAUACUGUUCCCUUUACUUCACACGGGGACACAAUCACAAAUGAAGAUUACUCAAGCACGAAACAGGUUCCCCUGUAGAGCGCUUUUCUAUUCAGUGCCGUGAAACCAAAACGAAAGUGUUUACAUUAGCCAAACAGAAACAAAUAUAACUAAAGAUUCCCAUAGAACCUUAGAAUAGAUCAGCGGAAUGGACCCUUAUGCGAGAAAACGCGAGUGACCAAGUUGAGGUUAGGUGUGGUUUUACAUCUAUUUUUCGUAGAGGAUGGUGUGUAAUAUCAGGUUACUGUCGACAGCCAUUGGAUUAUUGUUUCAUUUGAACGGCUCGAUUUCUUCAGCUAAUUUUAUCUGUUUUCUACUCCAGGUAAAUGAAUUCCUAGCCUCCCAGGACGACGGCGCAAAGAAGGAUCCUUUAACGGUAGAACAGGUUGCUAUGGGGUUCAUUACAGUUGCUAACGAGACCAUGUGUCGACCAAUCAGAGCGCUUACUGAGGCCAGAGGCCAUGACACUUCACGUCAUGUUUUGGCAUGUUUUGGUGGGGCCGGUGGCCAACAUGCUUGCUCCAUUGCACGGUCCCUGGGAAUGUCAUCUGUGUUCAUUCACCGGUGAGGAGAAAACAUCAAUUUUUCGCUAUUCAUGCAAAAAGAGGAAAGCAUUCGUUAUUCUUCACCUCAACCGCCUUUUUGGUCCAUGAACCCUUUCUAUUGAGUACUAGAAGUUAUUCUGAGUUGCUUUCCUUUUUCUUCACCUAGUUUUUGGAUUGGUUCUUGUUAAACAUUAACGCGUUUGGUUUUCACUUUGAGUUCCCAUUGGCUCCUUGUGAAAUUUUUUUCCAUUGUUUUGAUUAGCCGUCUUAAUUCCGUUGGGUUUGGUGUUAAAAGCGUCCUCAUUCGCGAUGACGAGAUUUAACGUAUGGGGCUGUUGGCUUUAUCGCCCUCUCUGUGAAUAGUGAAAGAGCAUCUGUAAUACACCCCACAAAUGCAGCACCACAGAUUCUUUAGAAACUUACCCCCGCAAUCCAUAUUGAAAACUAGCUGGGACUGAAAAUGUAACUCAAGGCUAAUAUUUAAAUAAACUGUUGUCUUACUCAAUCCAUCGUCACAAAUAAACUGAGAACUGAUACAACUUUUUCAAACAGAUUUGGUGGUAUUCUGUCCGCGUACGGACUGGCCCUAGCAGAUGUGGUUCACGAGGCGCAGGAACCGUGUGCACGUGAAUACAAUAAAGGUAACAGGCAAUUGUUUCUUUUAUAUGAUUUGAGUUCAGUAAAACGUCCAGCAUUCUGCGAAAUGUUUGAGGUGACAAGAACUAGUUUUUAUUCGCAGUUGUCUUCCUUGAAACAUUGAUCAGAGUCUUUUCCUUUCUUUUUUUUUACAGAGUCGUUUGGCUAUUUGGAUGAAAGAAUUGACUUUCUGAUGCAGAAGUGUGUCGAGGAACUAAAAAGCCAAGGGUUUGAAGAGUAAGUGUUGCUUUCCUGCAUUUUGUGGUUCGGUUGUUCACAGAUAAAGCUGUGGUCACUCUAUGAAUCACUUUCAGUGGAAGGGUGUUAAAAAAAGGAAGUACAAUGUCUACCGAGCAGGAUAGUGAUCGAUCAUUCAUUCUAGAACCUUAUGGCUGAUUCUUACCCUUUUCCCUCUACGUGCCCUGAAGAGGUUGAGCGGACACUCUUUCCGGGUACCUGGAUCGACCCCUAUGCAGGGCGUGGAAGGGAGAAGUUAAGAGCUGGACCAUGGAGCUGAUAGUUAAGCACCUAAAGUCUUCCCUUUUCGCUCUUUAUAGGGGUUGAGCUCCGAUGAGUGUGUCGAAAAUACGAAAGGGUAGUUUGACGCUUUCAGUGUGCUGUAAUGAGGCUUGACCGAUUGGAAAAAUAAAAUAAAAUCUAGAUUUAGUGCAAUAACUGAGCUCGAAAUUUACAAUCUCUUUUAAUUUAUCUUCUGGCAAGACGCUUUGGUUAAAGCUGAUGCCGGCAGUAAGUAAGAAAUUGGUCACAUAUGAACCACAGUAUUUGAUAUCAAUGGCCAAAGCGUACUCUUUCUGCUUAGUAGUUGAGCAUCCAGCAAACAAUCUCAACGGUGGGUUCGAAUUUCCAUAACCCCAAAUUUUUACUUUGUCCCAAGUGACUUAAAAGCCCUAACUUACGUUUUGCUUUGAUUAAAAUAUUUUAAGGAACCAGAUCUCCACAGAAGCAUUCCUUCAUAUGCGGUACAGUGGAACAGACUGCGCACUGAUGUGUACUGCUGUUCCUCAGAAAGACACAAAGGUAGGACUUUUUUGUUUACCUCAUCUCCAGCUUAACCUGGUUUAAAAAACAAUUCUGCGUCUUUUUGCUCUAAGUGAAAAGUUUCGUCAUUUACGAUGUCCAUUGAUAAAGUCGCAACCAAACGGGAAUCAAGAAAAAGUAGUAUUGAUUGCUUUCUUUUUCUAGGAAGGAGAAACCUGUCGCCAUGGUGAUUUUGGACAGGCGUUUAAGGAACGGUAAAGACUUUUAUACUAAAAUGAUUUUGGCUUUUCAUGUAUAUUUCCCCCUUAAUUUAAUCUUGAAUUUUUUUUCUUCUAUUUAUUACUGUAGAUACGUUCGGGAAUUUGGUUUCACUAUACCUAACAGACAGAUCCUAAUUGAUGACAUCAGAGUGAGAGGGACUGGACACUCUAAGACAUCCGUAUCACAUGAAAUACCAAAAGCGAGCACCCCUCCCCCGGUGAAAAAGGUAUUCUUAAGAACGUCUUGCAGAUUUAUGUUUACACCCAUGUCUCAUGGAUAAGAUGCUUAAAGGAAAAAUCGCAGAUCCAAUGAAAUCUUAAAAAGAGAAUUUCAGCUCUUUGAAUCGGAUUUUUGAUAAUUCCACCCUCCUGGCUGCCAAAAAUUUCCUUGCAAAUAAGUCAAGAGAAAAUGGUCUGGUAACUUGCAGACCAAUUUCUUUAUUCUCAUCACCUGUCUGUUGGAUGAGACAUUGCAAUCUUGGGGAGAAGUUACAUGUCAAUCACUGGGACUUUUAGAGGCAGCUAAGUGGCCAUCAGGUUGAGGUUUCUUUGGAGUAGCCACGAAAACACAAGGUCUGAUUACGCUUUUCUUUCUUACGCUAGACAACGAAGUGUUACUUUGAAGAUGGUUUUCAUGACACGAGGGUGUACCUCCUUGAGGAGUUGUCCGCUGGCCAGCUUAUAGAUGGACCGGCCAUUAUCGUAAACAAGACCAGGUGAACGAGGUUUAAAAUGAACCACACAUUAAUCACAAACAAACACAAGAAGAGUAUUUAUUAAAUUGAUGUUUGUUUUUCAGUACCGUUCUUGUUGAACCACAAUGCAAAGCGUCUAUCACUUCAUCAGGAGACAUCAAGAUUGAGGUUUUGUUUUCUUUAUUAGUAAAUUGGUAUAUUGUCUAAUGGAAAGCUUCCCGACUAAUUUUUGAUGUUCUUCUAAGCGAAAUGUGUGUUGUGAAAACAGUGCAUGGUUUGGGCGAGACAUGAAUAGGCACUAAGGGAGCGGUCGAUGCGCUUCCUUAAAAACGCCUGCUUUGCAGCUCUCUGAUCUCGUCGCUGUUAUAUGCGCCAAGAGGCGCGGCGGGCAGUAAGUAAGUUGCAGCUUUCUUGAAUCAUUUGCUUCCUUCUCCUCGCACGAAACUCCAUCUUGAAUCUGGAAAUGAAACAGAAGUGGUGUAACGCGUUUAACGUUCUAAACUUAACUGCAAUGUUCAUUACAUGACAUACUGAGUCUGAAAAUUACAUACAAGUUUAACUUAACAAAGAUAGUCUUUUCUGAGCACCUCUCAGUUGGGCGUCAAAAAACCAAAACGAAAGUAACAACCACGUUCCAUUGGAACAAAGGACAUUAUCAUGAAACGUCUGAGAACUCAAAAUGAAAACCGCAGUUAAAAGGGACUGAAGUGAACUAAUGUUGUGAUGAGAUAUCGUUUUUCUUCUCCUGCACGAGAGGGUGGUGCAAAAUUUCCAAACCAAUCACACAACGCAAUUGAAUAUCACUUACCAGUAUGGUCGCUACUACUUUUUAGAUUGGAGGAAACCAAGGCAAAAAGAGUAUUGGAACAGAACUAGAUGCGAUUCAGGUACUGUUUGAAUCAAUUUUAUGACUAGCUUGUGUGAGAGUAACGUUUCUGAAUUCUAAGGUUGUUGCAUAAGAAAUAUGGGCAUUCUAUUUGCGUUAACUACGUUAUGGAUUCAAAGGGAUGUAAACAGCCACUUGGUCAGAUACAAUGAUUCUUAACAAAUACUACGUACAGUUUCCAAGGUUGUGUAUCAAUGCACUCAGGGUGCAGAUGGCGGUGGAAGGGUCACACUCAAAAAAAAGUUAUCUCUGUGCCGAUGCAGUUCUCUCAAGGUGUUCUCCUCCGAGUAACCUCUGCCACAGAACAGUUUUCUUGUGUUUCGUGAUUAGUUUCAUUCUUAUAUUCCUCAGCUUUCCAUAUUUUCCCAUCGUUUCAUGAGUACAGCUGAGCAGAUGGGCCGGUGAGUAAAAUGAGAUUUAUGUCAACUCUGUGGUGAGUUUUUACACAGAAUACCUGAUUCUGUUUUUUUCUCGCAUCCGUCAGAGUUCUUCAGCGUACAUCAAUUUCAACUAACAUCAAGGUGAGAUGUAAUACUGAAUGUUAUUUCGUUAAAUUUUUCGUAUCUAUCUCAGGGACGUUUUGGCGUUCAAGGUUGGUCUAUUGCUUUAAAUGGUUUUGUUUCUGCGGCUGAGACUAACUUUUUCGUUUAUACUGAACUAUCUUGAAUCCAAGUCACCGCUCUACGAGACCUGAUACAGAGGAGCUGAGUUUCUAUCAUGGCUUCUUUGGUCAAUGGAGUAGAAAUUUAAUGAUUACAGUUAUACCUUUUCACUUUUUGCAGGAGCGACUCGACUUUUCCUGUGCUAUGUUUGGACCAGAUGGAGGCCUGGUUGCCAAUGCCCCACACAUCCCAGUUCAUCUCGGUUCCAUGCAGGAAACUGUGCAAUAUCAGGUUUAAACAACACUAUUUUCAACUAAAUACUACUUAAUAAUUUUUUUUAAUUUGAUCUAUGUCGUUUUAUUGCAUACUUCGUCGAGAUUCUUUCAUGGCUAAUCAUGGCCUGAAAUUCUUUUUAGAUUCGCACUUUAGGAGAUGAUCUGAAGGAAGGUGAUGUUUUACUCAGUAACCACCCGAGCGCAGGGGGGACGCAUCUUCCAGAUUUAACAGUCAUCACCCCGGUAAGGAAGAUAUUCGAUCCAGAGAAUUAUAAAGUCUCCUUUUUAGGACACCUAUGGACCCACAGUUAACACGACCAUUACAAAAUCGCUAAACCUAAAUUUCACACGAAGCUUUAAAAAAAAGUGGCUUGGGUGGAAGCAACCUAGGUCUUAUUUUCGAAACUUACGAAAUCGAAUCGCAUAGGAAAAACAUUCGAUUAAAAGAAAAUUUCCAAGGUAGAUAGACAUCCUAAAAUAAAGAAUUUUCUGAUAGGGAUAAAGCAUGGUGCACACGACAACCAGCUUAUCAUGCUACGCUUAUUAGACGAAAAAAAUUGUACUCUGGCGCAAUGCAAAUUCACAGAUUUAGAAUCAGUAUGGAAACAAAAUUUUAAUUUAACUAAGGAAGACUCAGUUGUCUCUCGCUCCUUUUCUUCUGCUGUUCAGGUUUUCUAUCCUGGUCAAUCAAAGCCCGUGUUCUUUGUCGCAAGCCGUGGCCAUCAUGCAGAUAUCGGAGGAUCUGCUCCAGGUCUGUACCAAUCCUUUUUAGCUUAUCAGAACGAUAUUGACUGUCAAGAACUAUUCAGCGUUCACAAACUCCUUAACGUAUGUCUUUUAACCCAAGAUUCCGUACAAUGAUUUUGAUUAGCUCUUAGGUGACGCAUUUUAUGAAGGCUCUUGGGGUUCAUUUACAAGAGUUUUUGUUGUUGUACUUUACGCUAGACUCUCGAUCAGUAGAGACACGAGCACUGAACGGCUGGGAUCUGGGAAACAAGAAAUGCACUUUCCUCUUUCCCAGGUCCAAAGCACUUCUCUCGAUACCACGAUAAAGAGCCCGGAAAAGGUUAUUGUUGCUGUUGCUUCUUCUCCUGUAUUUGUUUGUUUCGUCCAUUUUUGAGCGCAGAUGUUAUCCUGUGUGUUGGAGUUAUCCUGUGUGUUGGAAUUAUCCUUAUGUUUGUCUCAUAAACCUUUUCUAUAUUUAAACAUAUGAGAAAAACAUUUUAUACAUUUUUUCCCCUACAGGGUCCAUGCCGCCUGAUUCACAUUCCAUAUUUGAAGAAGGAGCCGUGUUCAAAUCAUUUAAAAUAGUUAAAGGAGGUGUCUUUCAAGAAGAAGGUACAACGUUACUCGUCGAACUCGGUACCUUACAUCUCCAACUUUAAACUCAGGCACUCUUCUCUGAUAAUGUGCUUUUAGCUUCAAUGUUGAAUGAUAACUUAAUGCUCGCCAACGCAACUAAGUGAACAGAUACCGAUAGAACGUUUUCUAGCAAAGAAGGUUGCCCUUUUUUAUCCAGAGUCACAAUAGAACUUCGAACAGCAGUUAACGUCCAGAUUCGAAAUGACCCGUAGUUGUAUUGUGAAGCGGACAAGGAUCAAUCCAGUAAUUUUAAUCUGACGUCUUCGUUCUACAGCACUGAUUGAAAAGCUUAUGGAGCCCAGCAAGUAUCCCGGAUGCAGUGGAACGCGCAAUCUCCAUGACAACCUGUCUGACCUUAAGGCCCAAGUGGCGGCUAAUCAUAAGGUACGGGCAUGUUUAGUCCUCUCCCUCCCCUUCCCCUCCCCUCCCCUCCCCUAGCCUUCCAUCUUUUGAUAGUCUUAUAUUUAAAUUCAAUCGAGUCUAAUUACAUGGGUGAUUAUAGAGAUGUGCGCCCUGUGAUUGGGCGAUGAUUAUGUGAUAUCUCGGCCCGUUGAUAGCAUAUUUGGUAUUUUUACUUUGUAGGGAAUCAAACUGAUUAGUAGCUUGAUAGAAGAAUACAGCCUUCCCGUAGUGCAGGCAUACAUGAAGUAUAUUCAGGUAAGAUUCUCAGAAGCUGUUCCAACGAAAUAUAAAAGUAACUUGGUUUGUGGUGAAGAUUGUUUUAAUAAUUCUUAUUUCAGUGAAUUUUUUUUGCGUUUAUUUUAGCAUAAUGCCGAAGUUGCUGUUCGAGAAAUGCUGAAAGAUAUUGCUGCAAAAACUAAGGUGAGGAAAUAUGACAGAACUACAUGAGCAGUGCAUGAUUGCAUAGGUAUUGUUUCACUGCGUCCUGUGAUUGGUCUAGAAACGCGCCAUUCUUUCAGCCAAUCAGAUACAAAACUGAAACCGAUCGUGACUUGGUCAUUCGUGUUUUCCCGCGCUUCAGGUGGACUACGUCAUAUCCACUUUGUGUUCUCAUUGGCUCUAUGUGAUGUUUUUCUUGCUCUGAUUGGUUGCUGUGACUAGCUUUAAUUGGAAAAAGCUCUUUGCAGCAGAAUUAAUCAGGAAACCUUAGGUAACAGCUAUUGAUGCACAGCAAAAAGAGAGGGAUAUCCGUCUUUCUUUACCCGAAAAAAUUUGACAUUUCAUCUUGACAAAUCUUUUGCGGGUAGAGUUUUUAUUUGUGACUUUUGUUUUCCUGUUAAAUCGGCAGGAACGCACCGGAAAGACAGUACUAUCCGCCGAGGAUCACAUGGAUGAUGGAUCGCGCAUUAAACUUACAAUUUCCAUCGACGAGAAAGAGGUAGAUAGUCUUCACAUGAGGACGUGGAAUUCUAGUUCAAUAUAAGAUUUUUAAUGGAAUCCAUAACCAAAUCAAUUGUCCAAGUAUACUGGGGCAGAAUUUUGAAAUUUUAAGGUCAUUCAACAAAGUUCUCAGUCUUUCAAGACUGAACGGCCUCCUGUAACGUUAAUUUAAGUGAACAACUUUCUUUGUUUAAGACUUGUACUCAGUGCAAAAAAUAAAGCUGUAAAGGUUUCAGCGAAGGGUACUUUUCGAUGAAGUUAUUAUUAUUUCGUUUCAGGGCAGCGCAGUCUUUGACUUCACAGGAACUGGACCCGAGAUGUACGGGAACUGUAAUGCACCUCGCGCCAUCACCUUCUCUGCCAUUAUUUACUGUCUGCGGUGCAUGGUCAAACACUCGAUACCGCUGAACCAGGUAAUUAUAAGCUGCGUCUUUUUUCCUUGCGUUUAUCUAGAUGAUUUACCAAAUCCUUCAGAGGCUUCAAUACUAUGAAAAUUUUUAGACCCGUCAACACUGUUUUUUACCUCCUUCAGGGUUGUUUGGCGCCAGUAAAAGUAGUUAUUCCGCCUGCUAGCGUUCUCGAUCCAACGGAAACUGCGGCAGUUGUUGGCGGGAACGUAUUGACUAGUCAGCGAGUUGUUGACGUGGUGCUGAAAGCCUUUGAAGUGUGCGCUGCGUCACAGGUUAGUGAGAAGUCACGUGUUAUGUCACUUGCCCUGGAAUGUCUCGCACACUUAAUUUCAACUUAUAGCCGCAAAGCCUAAAAGGAAUGUGUACUACUGACAGCGAGGUAUCGCUUUGUAUAGGGAUGUAUGAACAUAACCGCGUUUGGAGAUCAGCAUUGCCAGUAUAUUGAGACAAUCAGUGGUGGAUCCGGGGCGGUAAGUGUGUUUAUUGUCUGUCUAAUUCACUUUCCACCUGUGUGACAGGGCUGUAUGAAUAACACGACUUUUGGUGACGAAGGAUGCGGCUACUACGAGACAAUCUGCGGAGGAUCUGGGGCGGUGAGUUGUGUCCACUAAGUAUUUUAAGUUACUGGUCACCUAAGGGCGAAUGAUCUGAUCAAUUAUGUGAAAGAUAAGUGUUCAAUUGAGUGUCGAAAAUAAUCCAGCUUUGUGUGGUUUUGCUACAUUUGGCUCUCUGAUAAAUUCGGAAAACCUGUCGUCCAAACAGAUACAAAAGUAAACCAGUCGUGACUUGUUAAUGCGUGUAUGUCUGCCCUUGAGUUUGGUAAUGUUAAGUUCCAUUGGCUACUGGUGUUGUUGACCUUUGCUCAGAUUGGCUAUUUCUCUUAUGAAGGUUUGGUUUUACGAAUCUCAAUCGAAAAGCGCUCUACAGUCUUUCUUGUUUGUUCCCUGCCGCAAACUUGAAAUUUGUUUGUUGUUUGUGUUUCUUUGACCUAAAUUUAUUCAACUCUCUUAUUGGUGGCCAAAUAAAAACAAAUGAGUACUUUUUAAAAAAAUUGUAGACAUAAAUGUAGAUGAUACUGUGUUAAUUUUUGAAAGAAGGCACCUAUCCUCUUCGCAGGGACCCACAUGGGACGGACGCAGUGGAGUUCAUGUCCACAUGACAAACACAAGGAUCACAGAUCCAGAGAUAAUCGAAAGAAGGUAGCUUAGUUGAUAAUUUUCACGCGAUUAACGGCUACCCCGGGGGAACAGUGGGAGGAUGGGAUGUUACGCGACCUCAGUCUCGAUUAUUUUCCAAAUUUUUUCAACAUAUUUACCUCGAGAUGUGUGUCAGAUUUAAAGGAGAAUUACUAAUUAGAUAUUGGGACUUAAAAGACGAAAGAACAAAAAUUGUACAAAAUACGAAAAAGAAAAAACGUAGUUCAGAACACUUGGCACAUUCUAACACCACAAGGAUUAGUUAGGUUAGGGCAAACUAGUGAAGGCCUCGACUGGUUUGUUGUCACUUGAAAAGGUUUAGAAAGAGUAAGCCUGGGCUCUUGACUGAUAUGUUUUCCGCCCUUGCUAGGUUUCCAGUGAUUCUGCGCCGUUUUCAUCUCAACCCCGGUACUGGUGGGAAUGGUUUUCACAGGGGUGGUGACGGUGUUAUACGCGAGCUGCUGUUUAGAAAAGAGCAAGUUCUUUCUCUUCUCGGUGAGAGAAGAGCAUUUCGACCUUAUGGACUGAAAGGUAAGUCUUAAGGAAAAACGCAACAAACCAGGAAAGAAAUCGAAAACCUUCCUUUGAAUUACUCAAAAUGGAGUAAAUGUCAACCAUUCAAAACCGUUUGCUGUGUAUUUUAGCCACUUCGCCUCCAAGAGUUCUUCGUUCACAAAUUCUCAUAAUCAUUUUAUAAACUGUCCUAUAGACAGGUAUGAAGAUUUAAGAAAGUUAUCAAUUAAGGGAUUUUGUUUUGAUGUGCCACCAAAUUCUGAGGGAAAGACAAUUGAGAAAUAUUAGGUGUUAUUUAUAGGAUAAUCAUCCCCAAGAUUUUAACCUUGAAAGCGAGAAGAACUUAUUUCGUUGGGUAAAUUUUCUUCCAACACAUGUUGAAUACAAAAUUGGCCCUAGCAGCAUCCCUUGGGAUAAACGUGCCUUACAACGCUUUUGUCGUAAGAAACUGGGCAAGCAUUGAAAGCUAGAUGAAAGAGAGUUUUUUACUCCUCCAGUGAUUUAGUAAGAGCUGUGAUUUACUCAUUGCAAGAGAAUGAAAGUCGUCCUAAUGGCGCGAUAAAAAUUAAAGGAAAGAGCAGAAGAAAAUACUCAGUGUGUGAGAGGACUUUUGGGAAGAUGACUUCCUUAGUUACUACAAUGUUACAUCAAGUUGUGUUUUCAUUUGAUAACGUUUGCUAAGGCAAAUACGGGUUUUAUUACAGGCGGUGAACCGGGCAGUCCAGGUUUAAGCCUGCUACAUAAGUCAGAUGGUCGAAUGAUAAAUCUCGGAGGCAAAGCAUCGGUCAAAAUGAAGCCAGGGGUAAGUACUACAAAGCGAAGCUGCCGCAUCAGUCGUUAACACAUGGGUAUAGACAAUCUCCAGCCCAGGGUCAUUUAGCCUCUUUGUCAUCAUUUGGCGACCUUACCGCUGACAAGGAGCCGAAAUGACCGUGGGCUCGAGAUAAGGGUUUGGAUGAUGUUGGAUAAUCAGACAUGGUUUGAUGCUACUCUGGUUUACAGAUUUAAUGAAUGUAACCGAAGAAGUUACGAUUCAUAGACCCAACGUUUCGACACAGCUGUCUAGUGCCUUCAUCAGGGCACUAGACAGGAGACACUAAACCCAACGUUUCGACACUCCUGUCUAGUGCCUUCAUGAAGGCACUAGACAGGAGUGUCGGAACGUUGGGUCUAUGAAUUGUAACUUCUUCGGUUACAUUCAUUAAAUCUGUAAACCAGAGUAGCACCAAACCAUGUCUGAUUGUCCACCUGGUUGCCGUGUGAACUUUAAUAUAUGUUGGAUAAUGUUAUGAGAGGGGAUUGGGGGCAAUCAGAAACCUCAAAAGUGGACAAAAACUUUUAAAACCAAAAAAACAAGCACUCAGAAGAAUAAAAAAGUCGAGGUGGAGAAAUUCUAUCCAAGAACGAAACAAGCAGACAACGGAACUGAAACCAAAACCUGUUCAUUGGGAUCGAGAACAAACAAAAUGUCUCAGAAGGGAAAAACCGAAGACUGAGACCGGAAAUACCGGAUAACUGAUCACACUGAUGAUCCAAAAUCAAAAACGCAAUUCCUUGCUGAUUUACUGAUUUAGAACCCUUCUUUCUCCGUUAGGACUGUUAUCGUGUCCAGACUCCUGGAGGUGGUGGUUACGGAACACCAACAGGAAAUUUGGGACAAGAAAAUAGUGUGGGUGACCUCCCGUCAAGAAGUGACCAGGAAAAACCUCAACAUUUUGCAGCGUGUGGAAGCUUACACAACUACAAGAUGAUGCAAGAGUCGGCUUAAUGAUAUAGACGCUAUUCAGUACUAAACCAACCAAUCCAACAAUUCUUAUCUCUCGCUUUAAUCUUUCAUCUCACUGAAUAGAGGGCUCAGAUUCAAAUUAAAUUUCAUAAUAUUGACGGUACCUGCAAAAAUUCAACAUUAGAGCGUGAAAGAUAAUUUCUUUUCCUAAGCCUCGGUUGCAAAAUUUAACGGCGGUUAACGGAAGGUGCGAAGCCGAAGAAAGAACGCCUGGUGACAGCCGUGGCAGGAAAAGACAGUACAAUUUUUCUGGUGGAUCAACUUUGUCGCCAGGGCCUUCUCUGUUGUCAAAAUUACGGCGGGUCGAAGGUAAACGAGAAGCUCCUG